UGGGGUGAAUAAGCUCCCACAGUUUACAGUUGGAGCAGGACAAGAAGGAGCCGGGCUCACUCCAGGGACAAAGCCCAGAAGUGAAGCUGUUUCAACCCGAACCGGGAGCGGCGGGGGGAGGACGAGCCAACUCAAAAUACUGCACACCUUGUUAAAGCGGCGGACGGAGCACUCUGCCAUGCCAGCCGCUGUCUGCAGGCGGGAUGGCAGGAGGAGCCGGAGCUUUACUUGCAGACGUCGCCCUGCUGGUUCGCUCAGCGGACAGUUAAUUGUCACCUGAAGGCAGCUAUAAGCGGCAGUUCGGGGCGGCGCGGCUGCUUUCUGGAGUCAGCUUUCAGAGAAGCCGCAGGAGCAGCUGGUGGAUGUUGCACCAUGGAGGUGAAGAGGAAACUUCGAGCCAUGCUGAUGCUGAUAUGGAUCUUCCCAGGUGACACCCGGAAGGUGGAGAUGCCCAGCAGAGAGAUGGAGGUGGUGAAGGGCCAGAUGGUGGUGUUACAGGCCUGGUACAGCCCCAGCUCCGACAUCUCCCAAAACACCGUCAUUUGGCACUUUACAGGGAAUGAGUCCAAGCAGGUGAUUAACUUUAGUUCAGGUAAAGUUGGGCACGGACAAAACGAGUUCACCAAGAGAGUGGGCUUCAGCGUGACCAUGCCCUCCGCCAACCUCUCCAUCUACAUCAACAACACGCAGGAGAGCGACUCGGGCCUCUACUUCUGCCACGUCAUCGUCCCCGGAGGGCGCGGCAUUUCCGGAGAGCUGCGGCUUAACGUCAAAGUCCCGCCCUCGCCGCCCCUCUGCAGCAUGACGGGGAACCCGGUGGUGAAGGGCAACGUGACUCUGAGCUGCAAGUCCAGCCAGGGAAAACCCGCCCCUCACUACAAGUGGACCAAGGCCGCGCCCACGUCCGAGGUCUUUUUCUCCCCAAUGCAAAAAUGGAGAGCCUGCCCCCAGCCCAUGCUUGUCCUUGGGUUCAUGGACGAGAGACACGGCACCCUCAGGCUGAGCAACCUCACCAAAGGCAUGUCGGGGAAGUACAUCUGCCGAGCCAGCAACACGGCCGGCUCCGACAGCUGCUCCAUUAACCUGGAGGUCAUCACCUCUUCCAACGGUGGAAUGAUCGCUGCAGCGACUCUGGGGUCCGUGGUGGGGCUGGUCGCCAUGGUGCUCAUCCUCAUAUUCAUACUGAAGAGGAGGCAGGACACGGAGGAGGAGAUGGCCAACGAGAUCAAGGAGGACGCUCAGGCKCCUAAGCGAGUGUCGUGGGCCAAGAGCAACACCGGCUCGGACAUCGUGUCGAAAAACGGCACCCUGUCGUCCAUAGCCACCAGCCCCCGCUCGCAGGACCUCCACCAGCCCAAAUUCCCGUACCCGUACUCCCCCAUUUCGGCAUCGGACACAGGCUCGGUGAUCAACGCCUACCAGCUGCGACCCGGGACGGCCUGCAGCCUGCAGGGGCUCCCCGGGUACAACAUGGGAGGAGGGACCCCUGUGCGCAAACACAAGARGCCGCCCAGCGCGAACGGAGGCCCCCCGCAGAUCGCCAGGSCCCCCGUGGUUGGCACCCYGCUGAAAAGAACUGAGGGGCCUCAGCCUCAGGUUCCUGGCCYGGUUGCCGCGUCGCCGCACAUCAGCUCCUCCACUCUGACGCGCAUGGGGGCCGUCGCCGUCAUGGUGCCCGCCCAGAGCCAAGCGGGCUCCCUGGUGUAGCUGACAGAGGACAGAUGGAGAGAACGCCUCGGGGCGAAGAACAUUUCCUCACGUCGUCCGAGGAGAAAAUGUCUGACGAGGGACUUUAUUUGCAAAAACUUUCCCUUCAGGUUGUUGAAGGAAUCAAWCUCAGUGCAGCGUUCCUCGUCUCUCUGCAGCAUUUGUUCCGGAUGCGGCAUUCACGCUCAAUACAAAGAAAUAUAUAUUUAUUUUUACACGCCUCGUAAUAGAAUCCAACCGUUGAGAUAGCCUGGUUAGCAUUUUGUCUCGAUAUAAAAACACUGAGACGUAUCCUAAAGGGUUUCGCAGCUAAUCGGAAAUUAAAAUGUUUUGACUACAUUUCUAAGCUUUGUAUAAUAACCUUAUAAUGGACAUUUUUAUGUCCCUUUCUCCCUGCCUGUGUAGGGAUUAGUCUUCAGUUCACCAAGCGUUAGUUCUGAGCAACAAAAAAAACAAAAAAACAAACUCAAAGUUCAGGUGCAAGUACUUUGCUUUCCUCGACUUGCUCACGUUGUGUUUGAUUAAAAUGUGUUGAGCUGUUGCAGAAAUAUCAGAGUGAUUCCAUGGUGUGGUACCGAGUGUUCAUUUUUAAAGAGUACUUUGCCUGUUACGGUAGCUUGAAUGUAAACUAAGUGUUGAGUGUAACGUUGAUGGUUUAUAAUUACGGUGCUUGAUUUUCCAUCAGCCACCRCAGACUUUUAGGCCGUUUGGUUUUUAACAAAGAAAACAGCUCAGCUGGUUCAGUCGGUUCUGGUUUUCUUGCAAAUGCUGGUUAUAAUGUGGCUGAUGCUGUGAAAGAUGCAAUAUGUAACUUUUGUUUUUAAAAAGUAUGUUUUUUUGUUUUGUUUUUUACAUAUGUUAAAACUAUCACCUUAUCAUGACAGUAUUAUAUAUGACCAAUUAUCUGUAAAAAAAAGAACAAAACAAAAAGAAAUKGUAAAUGCGAGUAAUCCCGGUCAGAAACAACCAAUCAGAGUUUGGCUGAUUGGUUGUUUGACUCUGAUUGGUCAUUUCUGAUCAAGCAGUGGAACCACAGGGACGAGUCCGAGAAGUGCUUUUUUUUUUUUCCACAAUUAUCUUAAUCCUAAUUCUUCUGAGCAAGAAUUAUGACCAUACUAUCAUGACACAGUGACAGUUUUAACAAAUAUGUAAAAACAUAGUUUGAAUGACAGUUACCUACUGCAGCUUUAAAAGGUUUCACGUGUUAUUUUGAAUGCAGUUGUCAUUUCUCACGUUUAUUUAUUUAUUUUUUAAAUAAAAUAUUCUGGAUUGUUUGACCACUAA
This is a messenger RNA of Poecilia reticulata (guppy), 2991 nucleotides long. It is a transcript of the gene esamb, whose product is annotated as endothelial cell adhesion molecule b. Gene Ontology annotation, cellular component: plasma membrane; adherens junction. Gene Ontology annotation, molecular function: cell-cell adhesion mediator activity. Gene Ontology annotation, biological process: homophilic cell-cell adhesion. The record is from RefSeq and is a predicted model, not a curated record. Lineage: Eukaryota; Metazoa; Chordata; Actinopteri; Cyprinodontiformes; Poeciliidae.